Molecule: messenger RNA, 711 nt
Organism: Thyridium curvatum
Lineage: Eukaryota; Fungi; Ascomycota; Sordariomycetes; Thyridiales; Thyridiaceae
Exons: 2
Coding region: 1-711 (236 amino acids)
Cellular component (GO): cytoplasm; membrane
Source: RefSeq, a predicted model, not a curated record
AUGCCUAUUUCUGUUCUCCAGACGGCUGUUCUUCAGUCUGCCAUCCUAGGAGGGUUGUCAAAUGUGUUGGCUCAGGCAAUUACAGCCUAUAAGCAUGAGGUAAAUAUUCAUAAUUUCCCGUCUCACGGAAAGGGAGGCAGAGCUGGACUAACCAUGAUGGCCACGAAGCAAUCGCUUGCUAUCAACUGGAUCCCUGUGCUUCAGUUCAUUCUCUUCAAUGCCAUAUCCGCACCACCAAAUUACUUAUGGCAACUACUUCUGGAGGAUAAUUUCCCAGCUCAUCCGUCAAGGUCUCAAGGAAAGGGGACAGACAAGAAGGCGGUUAAGCCAAGGCUAUCGAAGCGAAACACGGCUGCGAAGUUGGUACUCGACCAAACGAUCAGCGCCGCCUUCAACACAAUCCUGUUUUCAAUUUUCAACCGCUCCAUGAGAGCAGCCAUGCCUGCCGCACCAGUGGAGACCAACAUCUUCAAAGCCGUUACUCUGAUGGCAACCCCCGGCUUCAUCAACUUUGCCAAGGUCGACUUCGGAGCUGUGUGGAAGGCAACAAUGCAGGACUUCGGCCAUGUUAUUGUUGCGAAUUGGAAGGUUUGGCCGGCUAUUGCGCUUGUCAACUUUUCAUUGAUCAAGACGGUGCGGAUGCGGACCCUUGUCCUUGCUCUAGCCGGCCUUGGAUGGCGUGUCUAUCUAAGCUUGUUUGCUGCGGCGUGA